AUGUACUACAUCACGGGCGUGGAGCUGCGCCAGCGCGCGUACGAAGAGGACGAAUACAAGAAAGCCGAAGAGUACAUUCGCCGGCAGCUGGGUCAGCGCUGCAGCCGCCUACACUGGCGGACGAUGGAUCUCCACGCACCUCAUACCGCGGCGGCGCUAGCCGACACUCCCCAUCGCCGCCACUACGCGUACGAUCGACUAUUCACGGCUGCUACGGCCGGCCAACGCAACCCCAUCAUCACUCUCCCCGGGCUGGAAGACAUGCGGCGGCGAUGCGGCCUCCCCCCACGCGCGGCCCUCGAGGACGAGGUCGCCUUCGGUGGCGCGGACGACGAUACCGACCACACUAACGAUGACGACCCUAACGACCUCGAAGAUGGCGAGAUCCGCGAGGAGGAGGGCGAGAGCGGCGGGACGGCUAUGGACCCCCGCGGGCCGACCGACGCCACGACCCAGGACGCGCCCGUUGAGUCGUUUAGUGAAGGUAGUGAGACUACGGUAGCCGACGAUAGUAUGUAUGGCGAUAAGGAUGGCGCGGCCGAGGACAACACGGACGACAAAGAGGCGAAGGAGAUUAGUGACAGCCCCACCACGCCGCACAGCGAGCUAGUGGAUCGAGGACGCCCUCUAGUGGCGCUCCCGGAGGACUUAGAUACGGACACGGAUACGGCGGCCGCGAGAGCGGGGAACGAGGAAACGGCGGCGGGCGAGGGCUAG
This is a messenger RNA of Fonsecaea monophora, 717 nucleotides long. RefSeq lists its product as hypothetical. The coding region runs from base 1 to 717 and encodes 238 amino acids. Lineage: Eukaryota; Fungi; Ascomycota; Eurotiomycetes; Chaetothyriales; Herpotrichiellaceae. The record is from RefSeq and is a predicted model, not a curated record. The transcript has 3 exons.